AUGAUCCCUUGGCUGUACGACCUCGUUCUGUGGCUCUUCACUUGGGCGUUGGACCUCUUUUUCCGCGAGAUUUAUCCCCGCGGAGCAUGGCGCAUCCCCGAGAAGGGCGCCGUGCUGAUCGUAGCCGCCCCUCAUGCGAAUCAGUUCGUCGAUUCAGCCAUCUUGAUGCGUCUGCUCAAGUCACAGGCUAAGCGACGCGUUUCCUUCCUGAUCGCCCAAAAGUCCAUGGAUGAACCUUACAUCGGGACGCUAGCAUCAUGCAUGGGGGCUCUACCAGUGGUCCGAUCAAUGGAUUUAGCGAAGCCCGGCAAGGGCAGGAUAUACUUACCUGAACCGGAGAAUGACCCUCUCCUCGUCCACGGCGUGGAUACUGACUUCACGCAGCCGGAGUUCACAGUGGGCGGGCCAAUCACCAUCAAAGGCCCCGAUGGGCCCCAAACAGCUCCCAUCGAGGAGAUUCUUGGCCCAACCUCAUUAAGGCUCAAGAAGGCCUUCUCAACUCCUCCAGCGGACGACCCCGGGCACAAAGGCACUACUUUCAAAAUUGCUCCUCAUGUCGACCAAAGCCGAAUGUUUGCUUCGGUUUAUCAGGAGCUCUUAAACGGCGGUUGCAUUGGUAUCUUCCCCGAAGGUGGUAGCCACGACCGCUCAAAUCUAUUGCCGCUGAAAGCUGGCGCAGCCUUGAUGUCGUUGGGUGCCUUAGCCGAGGACCCCCACUGUGCUUUAUCUAUUGUUCCCUGCGGUAUGAACUAUUUCCAUGCGCACAAAUUCCGCUCCCGUGCGGUGAUCGAAUUUGGUCGCCCCAUCCACGUGCAUCCCGAUCAAGUCGAGGCCUUCAAGGCUGGAGGCACUAGUAAACGCAACGCUGUAGGCUCCCUGCUCGAAACGAUCUACGAGGGUCUUGAGUCCGUAACCCAAAUCAGUCCUGAUCAUGAAACCCUCAUUUUGGUUCAAUCUACCCGCAAGCUAUAUAAUCCCAUCAGCAAGAAGAUUCCACUUCCAUUAGUUAUCGAAUUCAACCGGAGACUUCUGAAAGGUUACUCCAAGCAUCGCGAUGAUCCUCGGAUUCAAAGCCUCAAGAGAGCUGUGAAGGAUUACAAUGCGCGCCUCGACUCCCUCGGGAUUAAAGACCAUCAGGUGGAAUGGGGCAAUUUCGAGGAAAAGCCCUGGGCCCUCACCCUCAUUAUUCUGCUCUACCGGUUGGUAAAGCUCGCCUUGCUCAGUAUUGGCACACUUCCCGGUGUGUUGCUUUUCUGGCCUGUCUUUGUGACUUCAAAAGUGAUAUCCGAGCGGAAGAGGAGACGAGCUCUCGCAAGUUCAGCUGUCAAACUUCAGGGUCAUGAUGUGAUGAGCACCUGGAAAAUUCUUGUGUCCAUGGGACUUGCGCCAACUCUCUACGCUUAUUAUACGGUCGUUGUGACUACUUGGCUCCACUACAAUCGCCGAGAUGGCUACUACUCGCAGUCCGUCCCUUGGUGGAUGGUUGCAAGGACCUACGUCCCUGACGUCCUGCCAUUGUGGAUCUUUGCUAUCUCAUUCUAUCUCUUCAUGAUUUUCGUCAGCUAUGCAGCACUCCGAUUUGGUGAAGUAGGGAUGGAUAUUGUCAAAUCACUUCGUCCGCUUCUUGUCGCCUUAAAUCCACUGUCAUCAUCGUCCCUGAACAACUUGCAAGCACACCGGGAGGCUCUUUCGGAAAGAGUGACAGAAACUAUUAACGAUCUUGGAUUUGGCAUCCUGCCGGAUAUGGAUGCUGAAAUUCCAUCGGACACCUACAAACCAGAUGCCUACCAGUCGCGACUCAAGGAAAUGCCACCUAGUGAACCUGAAAGCCGAGAAAGCAGUCGCGGCCGCUUGGAUGACACCUCCACUGACCCUACUAUCAAACCUCUAAGCUCGAUCAAUUCCGCGGGUGAUCUUGAAGACGUGGAUCGUAAAAUCCAAAAGCUCCAGUUCAAGCGCAGAGGACGACGUUCGAACACUUUCAAUGGGUACGAGACUGGCGAAUCUAUUUUGCGGUAUAACCCGACAAUUGAGGCAGAUGAUAAAAAGAGCAAGUGA
Messenger RNA from Penicillium chermesinum, 2058 nucleotides. Its product is annotated as lysophospholipid acyltransferase family protein. The coding region runs from base 1 to 2058 and encodes 685 amino acids. The record is from RefSeq and is a predicted model, not a curated record. NCBI's taxonomy places the organism in Eukaryota, Fungi, Ascomycota, Eurotiomycetes, Eurotiales, Aspergillaceae. Gene Ontology annotation, molecular function: glycerol-3-phosphate O-acyltransferase activity; glycerone-phosphate O-acyltransferase activity. The transcript has a single exon. Gene Ontology annotation, cellular component: endoplasmic reticulum membrane. Gene Ontology annotation, biological process: phospholipid biosynthetic process.